UUAUGCAAGCGAUAAAGCUUACUCUGCACGUGUAUAUGUGUGUAAGUAUGUAAAUAAAGAAUAGAGCAUCCGACGACAAGACUCAAACAAGUGGCUUCAGUUCGCGAUAAUAAAACAUUGACUCGCAAGGCCCUUAAGGAUGGAGCAUGUCUUGGAACUUCUUGUGGUGCUCAGUCAAGUGCUCUUGUUGAUCCAAUCUAAGACAAUUGGUGAAUAUCUCGCUGAGCGCAAUGAGGUCCUGGAGAAGGAAGAUCAAUCCUACCUUGGUUCAGAUCUUGCCCUGACUUUGGAAGAGAUUCAGUUCAACCAAGUUCUCAUGGAUGCCAAGUUUAAGGAGCUUGACGAGGCAUUCCAGCUGUCGCACUUUCCGCCAAGUCAACAUUUCUUCCUCGCCAAACCUCAGAUAGAAGCCUCCACAGUGUUCCAAAUUAUUCGGCAAAUGCCCAAAGGAGGGAACUUACACACCCAUGACCUUUCAAUCGUCUCUUUAGAUUGGGUCAUUGCCAAUAUUACGUAUCAACCAAAUCUACUCAUGUGCAUCAAGCCAACAGACGAAAACCUUAUUUUCUCAUGGCUCCCAUUUCCCUCGAACCCGCCAAAUUGUGACUGGCUCAAUGUGGCAGAAGAACGAAGAAAAGUAGAUCCAGUCGUUUUUGAUCGCUAUUUAAGGAGUUUUUUAUCCUUGGAGGUCUCUGAUCCGUAUGAUACCUACCCAGACAUCAACCGAGUGUGGCAAAAGUUUUUCAAAACCUGGGAUACAAUACAUUCGCUGAUUUCCUCCAAGCCCAUUCUCAGGGACUACAUUUGGCAAGCCAUGACGGAAAUGCUUCAGGAUAAUGUCCAACUCCUCGAGAUUCGGACCUUUCUUGACGCCCAAUACUGUACCAACAAUGUCACAUGCGAUCCCAUGAGCUCUACGGACAUUCUCGACUUCUUCCAAGAGAUCUCUACCGAGUUUAGCUCGGCAAAUCCCGAUUUCUGUGGCCUCAACAUAAUUCUCUCUCGUUCAAGGAUUAACGAUGACCUUGAAGACUUCCCAUCCUGGUUAGCUUCCAUCGGCGAUUAUCAAAAGAUGUAUCCGGAUCUAAUUGCUGGCAUGGAUAUCAUGGGACAAGAAGACCUUGGCACCUAUCUCGUGGCAUACGCUGAGGAUAUUCUGGCCAUCAAGGAGACAUACCCGAACCUAGAGUUCUUCUUCCAUGCCGGCGAGACCAACUGGCAAGGCCAAGCAACCGACAAAAACAUCAUUGAUGGCAUCCUAUUGGGGGCCUCACGGUUAGGUCAUGGAUACGCCAUAACUCGGCAUCCCGAAGCAUGGCAAAUGGCCUUGGAUCAAAAUGUGGCCAUUGAGAUCUGUCCUCUAUCCAACCAGGUCUUGACUUUGGUCCACGACCUUCGAAACCAUCCUGCCUCAGUGUUGAUCCAAUCCAACUUUACAGGAUUGGUGAUAGCCAGUGACGAUGUGGCCAUGUGGGGUGGGCGCGGUUUGAGCUUUGAUUUUUACGAGACUUUCAUGGGUUUGGCUGGGAGGGACAUGGAUUUGCGACUCCUGAAGAAGUUGUCUCUCAACUCUAUAGAGUACAGUGCGCUCCGCGGGGAUAGAAAAAGACAGUGCUUGAUGAAGUUCGAGAACAAAUGGGAGGAUUUUUUGUCGAGCUAUAUUUCUCCUGUUGAUUAAAAUCACCUCCCAAUUCAACGCA
Tigriopus californicus is the source of this 1700-nucleotide messenger RNA. RefSeq names its product adenosine deaminase 2-like. Gene Ontology annotation, molecular function: adenosine deaminase activity. The transcript has a single exon. Bases 140 to 1678 code for a protein of 512 amino acids. Gene Ontology annotation, biological process: adenosine catabolic process; inosine biosynthetic process. Lineage: Eukaryota; Metazoa; Arthropoda; Copepoda; Harpacticoida; Harpacticidae. The record is from RefSeq and is a predicted model, not a curated record.